Molecule: messenger RNA, 3300 nt
Organism: Silurus meridionalis
Lineage: Eukaryota; Metazoa; Chordata; Actinopteri; Siluriformes; Siluridae
Gene: lef1
Product: lymphoid enhancer-binding factor 1
Exons: 11
Coding region: 762-1844 (360 amino acids)
Biological process (GO): canonical Wnt signaling pathway; regulation of transcription by RNA polymerase II
Cellular component (GO): beta-catenin-TCF complex
Molecular function (GO): DNA-binding transcription factor activity, RNA polymerase II-specific; RNA polymerase II cis-regulatory region sequence-specific DNA binding
Source: RefSeq, a predicted model, not a curated record
GGGGCGAAGGGGAGGAGAGCCGUUGCUACGACACAAACACGCACGCACGCACGCGCACGCACGCGCACACUCUCACGCGCCUUUCCAGAGAGGUGGCGCAGAUCGCGCGCUGCUCAGUUUCAGAACGGUGUGCUGUCUGCGCGCGUGCGGCGCGUCCACAACGCUGAGAUUGCGGGGAAACAUUGUUUUUGUUUUUUUUUAGGGGAUUUUGCAGAAAGUGUCGUUUUUUUUCUGGGGGACACAAUUUCAAUUAAUAGUGAGCUUUAAAAGCCUGGAGGAUGUUUUUUGAAAGUUUAACGUGUAGGGAAAAAAAGAAAGAAUAAAAACUUUGUUUUUUGGACUGGAGUGUUGACGGACUGUGAGCGCGUUUUCCGGUGUUUCCCGGUGUUUUCCGUUUGCUAGCCCUACCAAACAAACUUCCAAACUUUGUUUUUGUUUCUGUGUUUUUUCUCUUUCAAGAGGACAGAGAGAAGGAAAUACACGAACUACGGAGUCGCUUUUCCUCCAAAGUUUUUUCUUGGGUUUGAAAGUAUAAAUAUAUAUAUUUUUAUUUGCUUAGACCUGAACACCGACUUUUUAUUUCACUCCAGGAUUUUGGGUUGUCAGUUAAAAAAUCAUAGCCUGUACACUGUUUCGACUCCAGUCAGCUUUUUAGAGAGAAAGAGAGAAAAAUAAAGAGAGCGGUUUCCAAACUCGUUAAUUUUCUUGAAGGAUUUUGAGCUCCUGUUCCACGAAGCUCCCGGUGGGUUGAGGAAGGAACCAUGCCGCAGCUGGCGGGCGGCGGAGACCCGGAGCUCUGCGCCACCGACGAGAUGAUCCCGUUCAAGGACGAGGGCGACCCGCAGAAAGAGCAGAGCUUCGCCGAGAUCACCAACUCCGAGGAGGAAGGAGACCUGGCCGAGCUCAAGUCCUCUCUGGUCAACGAGAGUGAAACGAGUCCAAACAGCAACAACCACGACGCAGGUAGACAGUCCCAAAUAACCCCAGACUCCUAUCACGAAAAACACAGAGAGCAUCCUGAUGAUGGAAAGCUCCAAGAUCUGUACAGUAAAGGGCAUGCCUACUCUGGUUACCCGAGUUACAUCAUGAUGACCAACAUGAACAACGAACACUACAUGAACAACGGCUCGCUCUCGCCUCCCAUGCCCAGAACGUCGAAUAAGGUUCCUGUAGUGCAGCCAUCCCACGCAGUUCACCCCCUCACACCUCUGAUCACCUAUAGCGAUGAGCACUUCGCCCCUGGCCCUCACUCGGCACAACACCCCCAGGACUCAAAAGGAAUGCAGAGGCAUCAUCCUGGUCCAGAUAUUCCGAACUUCUACUCCCUCUCCCCUGGAGGAGUUGGACAGAUCACUCCACCACUGGGCUGGUUCCCACAUCACAUGGUUCCAGGACCUCCUGGACCUCAUGCCACAGGAAUCCCCCACCCAGCUAUCGUCAACCCACAAGUCAAACAUGAGCCUCCACACGAGACAGACCUGAUGCACAUGAAGUCUCAACACGAGCAGCGAAAAGAGCAGGAGCCCAAAAGGCCUCACAUCAAGAAGCCACUCAACGCCUUCAUGCUUUACAUGAAAGAGAUGCGUGCCAACGUGGUGGCUGAGUGCACGCUGAAGGAGAGUGCCGCCAUCAACCAGAUUCUAGGCAGAAGGUGGCAUGCUUUAUCUCGGGAAGAGCAAGCAAAGUAUUACGAAUUAGCCCGCAAGGAACGGCAGCUCCACAUGCAGUUAUACCCAGGCUGGUCUGCCAGAGACAAUUACGGAAAAAAGAAAAAAAGGAAGAGGGAAAAACUUCAGGAAACAGCCUCAGACUUCCAUUUUCUACAGGUACAGCCCAGAGAAUGAAAACGGCAUACAUCUGAGCAAUGGAGGAAAACGAACUGCUUUCUCCUCAUGCAAAGCGAAGCCAGAAGCUGCAGGGGCCCUUUUGGAGAUGGAAGCCUGUUAGAUGACCUCUGACCCCUUCUGCGACCUCUUGACUCCCCUCUGCUGACCUCUUGGAGGGCUCCAGCUCUCGAGUGCGCUCCUCUGCUGUAGAGACACUGAACUGAAACCACAGACAAUCGCUUCCCGCCUAGGCCCACUACCCCACACACACACACACACACACACACACACACACACACACACACACACACACACACACACACACACACACACACACACACAGAGAUACACACAGCCCAUAGAUACGAGUUCCACACACAGUUUGUUUGGGGUUUACGUUUGUUUUAGCUUGUUGCUCCCAAAGUCCAAGUUGUUGCACUGAUCAUCAUCAGAGAGGGAAGAAAUCAAUCACACACCUUUUCCCACACCUGUCCCUAAGUUAUUUUAAGUUAUUCAUCACCCCUGUUUCCUGUAUGUACAGUUCAUCCCGAGCACCGUCUCACUUUUCACCCAAUGAUGUAGCAUUUCAGGGCCCGGUAUUCAGGAGCGUUCUGUUCAGAAGUCAGACAGAUCAUUCAUUCGCGACUUGAAGACAUUCUUUCAAGACUCUUUCAUAAUUCAACCAGUGGGUGAAAAAAAAAAAAAGGAUCAAAGUUUUGUCUUUUUUGAGUUCAAGCUGAUUUUGAAUGCUUUUUUUUUUUUUUGUAUUUUUAAAUAUUCGAUUCAUCUCUCGGUGUAUAUUUUAAGUCUUUUUUUUUUUUAUCUUUAUUUUUUAUAUAUAUACUGGUAUAUAUAUAUUUACGAGAAUAAGCUUUGCGACAGGAAAGCUGUUCUGUCUUUCAUGCAGAGGCGACCUUCUUUCAUUUGAGAACUGUAACUGAUGAUGACCUCCCAGUGCUCAGAUGUAAAAUAAUGCUCAGUAUGUGUCCUUUUUUUUCAUGACAAAUGUCUGGAUAUGUCUCUUUUCUUGGUAUUUUGGCAGGCAGCGAUAGGACAUGUGUUCGAGUGGGUACUCAGAGGCCUAUAUUUUAUUGUUCUAAACAGACAAAUGAAGCAGAUAUAUAUAUUUACCCCCAGCACUUGCCGGUCUCUUUUAUUGCGAUGUUCCUCGGUUUCCUCUCUAUCUGCUAGAUAAUAGUGUGGUCUCUGCCAUGUUGUUUAUUACAUGCAAGCAUUUCUGUAACAUUUUGAUUUUACAUGCUAUUUUUUUUUUUUUUUUUUUUAGUAUUAUCGGAUACAAUUUCUUAUUUUUUUCCUUUUUUAUUUUUUAUUCGUUGUCAUUUUAAGUAACUGUCAUCUUGGUUUAGCACUUUGCUUCCAAGUGGUCACAUUUGAACUGUGUUUCUACAUGCCUUUUUUUAAAAAACAAAAAAAAACAAAAAAAGUCCAAAAAUAAAUCAGCAUCUUUGACUGA